AAAAUUAACUAUUAGAGAGGAAAAUUCCGUCCUUGUCUCAUGGACUUGGUGCGCAUAAAUACAGAAACUGCAGUAUUGAAGGCAAGCAAGAAAGCUUUCAGAAAAGUUCCAAAUAUCACUAAAGCUAUAAAUGCACUUACUUGUUUAAAAGGUAUUGGUCCUGCAUCUGCAUCAGCAAUUCUAGCAGCUGGUUAUCCGGAACAUGCUCCAUUCAUGGCUGAUGAAAGUAUGUUGUCUACUCCAGGAAUUGAAACUACAGAUUAUACUUUAGCAGAAUAUGUGAACUAUACUGCACAAAUAAAAGCAUGUAGUGAUCGUUUAAAUGAGCAUGAUAAAGAAACCAAGUGGACUCCUCAUAAAGUAGAAUUGGCACUGUGGACACAUUUCUUGGCAAGAGAGCUGAAACCAUCUAUUCUCGAUGAUUUACCUAAAUAUGAUGAAGAUGCAACUCCAAACGGAAAGUCAAGCAGCAAUCAUUCAGAUAAAGACAAAUCUGUACGUGAUGCAUUGAAACAAUUGGAUCAAGAUGAUUCUUCAAAUGAACCCGUUGAUAAAAACAUCUACAAUGCACACUUGAAUAUUGGCGAAGAUAGUGAGGUAUCCAAUAGUAGUUUGGAGGCCACUGAUGAACCCCCAAGUAAAAAGCCUUGCAUUUAGCCUUAAUUGUAGCCUCUGUACCCUCUUCACUUUUUAUCAAGGUACAUAAAAUUCAUGUAAAGGAAAACGAAACAAACUCCUAUUUUUCUAUCUUAUUCAUCUUUAUUUUAUUGCAGGUAUUUGAAUUUACAUACCAUUGCUAUAGAACAAUGAUUCAUAUCGUUCACAAUAUUUAGGAAUUUUUGUCAUGCAACAAGUGAAGGUGCAGAUUUCAUAUAGUGUAUCUUAUUUCUUUUUUUGCACAAAAUCCUCUUAGCUAUUGAUGCAAAAAGAAAAAAAAAAAUUAUAUCUAUAUCUAUAUACACAGACACACACACACACCACACUAGCAUGCAUUCCUCUGAAAUGUCAUAUUAAAAAGUACAUUCCUUGUGAAUUUUUGUUUCUAAUUUGUGCUUGUCCUUGAUAUUGUUUUGUAUAAGGUGAUCAGAUUUUUUGAAAUUAAUUAUUAUUUUUAUUUAGAUAGUUAUAAGAAAUUAAAUUGGAUAGUUUUUUUAUAGGAAAAAAAUGGUAAAUGUAAAUAUAUUAUAUGCACUUUCUAAGAUUAAAUGUGAAUGUAGCAGUUGGAAUUACAAAGCAGCAUUAGGAGAUGUUUGCUGGUUUUUUUAAUCAUGCUAAUCUAAAAUUUUGUACUUAAAAAAAAUUAACUGUGUGAAUAAACAUUAUUGAUAAAUGUUCAAUAAAUUGCACAUUGUUUUUAUAAUUGUAAAAAUGACAAUAUUGAUCUUUGCAGUUUAUCAGAUGAUAAAUAACAGAUAUGCAGCCUAUUCAAAUGUUGAUUUAUAUGACUAGUUUGAUUAUUAAGUUUUAUUCUUGCUGAUUUGAGUACAUUUUGCAAAAAUAAUUUGUUUUAAAGAU
Messenger RNA from Centruroides sculpturatus (bark scorpion), 1515 nucleotides. RefSeq lists its product as uncharacterized. The coding region runs from base 40 to 657 and encodes 205 amino acids. Lineage: Eukaryota; Metazoa; Arthropoda; Arachnida; Scorpiones; Buthidae. The record is from RefSeq and is a predicted model, not a curated record. The transcript is spliced from 3 exons.